Cetraspora pellucida is the source of this 879-nucleotide messenger RNA. The record is from the annotation of a GenBank genome assembly. NCBI's taxonomy places the organism in Eukaryota, Fungi, Glomeromycota, Glomeromycetes, Diversisporales, Gigasporaceae.
AUGUCUACCAUGAAUAACUCGAUGAGUUUUCAGGAAAGAAAAUAUACACUUAAUAAGCUGAAAAUGAUGUUUGAUAAAUGGGAAAAUUUAAGAUCAGUGACUUAUAGACGUUCGAUUAUUUGUGCUUUCCUUUGGACAGUGUCACUUGUAUUUGGUAUUUUUCUUCUAAUUUUGGAGAACAAUAUUAUGAUCAAGAAAAUUAUUCCAACUUCUUUGCUUGGGAUAGGAAGUAUAGGAACUUUAAUUAAUAGUUUUCUAUCUUUGAUAAAACUUUUUCCUAUAAAAAAACCAGACAAAGAAAGUAUUGAUGAUGAAAUAAUUAGAAGUUCAGAACAAGCAUGUAACGUAGAAUUUUAUGAGACAGAAUUAGGACCAAAUGAAUUAAAAACAUUAAAAUAUAUAAGAAGAAAAGGCAAAGUAUGCGAGGGUUCUGAUAAAGAUAAAGAAGAUGUGAAUAAAAUUCAAAAAGAGCAUCCUUUUGGUUUAGUUUUAAAGUUUCUUGAAGAUCUUAUCAAUAAUUUACAGAAACAAUGGACUGAGGAUAAAAAUAGUUUUAUUUUUACUGUAAUUACCUUCGAAUGUCUUAACACCAUAACCAAGGAAUCUGAAAAUGAUACUAAAAAUAGAAAAUAUCUCCGAAUGAAAUUAUUAUAUGUCUUUAUCCCAUUUCUUUUUUUAAUGGGUUUGAUAUCAAUAUCGCCAAAGGGAUUAAAAAAAAUUUCUCCAAAUGAAACAGAAAUGGAAAAUAUCUCUCGGUUGCUGUUUGGUUUAUCAACUAAAAUCUCAGAUAAUGAUGGAAUAUCACCAAAGAGAUUAAAAAAAAUUUCUCCAAAUGAACCAGAAAUGAAAAAUAUCUCUCUUAUGAUCGGACAUUGUUGA